CCCCUCACCGUUGUCACAAUUCCGAUAGGACGGGGACGAACUGAACACUGACCUUGUCUCUCACGCACCUGGCCGCGCAAAAAUUCGAGUAGUGGCAAAACCCUCAAAUCAGGACAAUGGUGACUCCCGCCUGUUUUCCUUCCAGCGAUGCUGGUAGACGAUAUAGUCGUGCUUGUCCUCCGUAUCCCAUAUCUUACUCAGACCGCCGCUUUCAUCUUUCCUCCCAAGAAGGGCGAACCACUACCAUGAUGGACCGCGAUUUCGACUCGGAUUCCCAACCUCGUAAGAGGAUCGCAGUGGCAUGCGGCCGCUGUCGCAAACGCAAGAUCCGAUGUAGCGGCGACCCGGGGAACGGUCUCCCAUGCACGAACUGCAAGAACGCGUCCCAUGAGCCUUGUCUUUUUUUACGGGUUGCUUCGACCGUGACUCAUCUUAGGAACGAUGGGAACGAUUUCGGAUAUAAUCUCGACGCGGCCCGGACGUAUAGCAACCAAUCCCGCGUGUCAGUGUCACAGCUGAGUCCCAUCCCGCAAUAUAACGCAGACAUAUCCGGCGGAGAUGUUAUAACUUCGUACCGUCAAAACCAGUACCCGUACAGCAGCAAGGGGUAUAUUUCUACCAUAUCGGGGUGGACGAACGGAUAUCAGGACGAAGUGGACUACGGUCUCAACUACCCCUACCCAGUUCUUGGUCAAGAUGCGACUCAUAUGGUGCAAGGUUAUGGACGGUACGGUUCCGGGAAGUCCGUCUACGUGGAUUCUGAAACGACCCCUUACUCUUAUAGCAGCUUGGUGCAUCGUCCGGCAGUGAGCAGCGAAUCUCCUACAGGUUUCUCGCUUUCCGGAAUGGCAACUUCUCUACCAUCGGCCACCGACCGAGUCGUGCCAUCGGACCGCCUCCUGCCUCAAGUUAAUCGAACCUUGACGGGCUCUUCAAGCUAUCGUGCAGACGGCCUGCCGCCCUAUAGCAACUCGAAGACUUCCCCGACAAGUUCAUUACCUGAAGUUGGCUACGGCGGGCUAAGCUCCAGCUUCGACCAGUCAUACUCCACAGCCCCUACAUCAGUUCCGCCGAGCAUCUCACAUAGAUUGGGCGGGCAGCACGACGGCGCCGCUUACCAGUCAAGUGCGACGGCCGCCACAGACAACAUAUACUCACCCAGCGACCACCCGCUCCGGUCGACCGAGGACACCAACUCGAACCUGAGCUAUAUCUAUAGCGAUAAGCCGGACGGACCUCGAAGGGACUCCCAUUCGAGCGGCGGAGCGAGCAGUAGCUCGGUGUUACCGAAUGGCCACAUCUACGUGCCCGACUCGCACGUAUCAUCCUCGCAGAGCUACUCGUCUCAUAGCAGCAUAUUGGAUGGAGCUCCCACGUCGUCUGACCGAGGGAGUGGCAGUAGCGUGUCAUCCCAUAUGCACACGGACACUCACCGGCGAUCUGCGGGAAACCUCCGUGGGGGAUAAGAAUCUGCCGCCCUAUAUUUGAGCGUGCCCGGUUGGCUGAACAGCCGGGUGAUGGCGGCAUGCGGUGCGACGUAUGUCCAAGG
Molecule: messenger RNA, 1549 nt
Organism: Annulohypoxylon maeteangense
Lineage: Eukaryota; Fungi; Ascomycota; Sordariomycetes; Xylariales; Hypoxylaceae
Exons: 3
Coding region: 117-1466 (449 amino acids)
Biological process (GO): regulation of DNA-templated transcription
Molecular function (GO): zinc ion binding; DNA-binding transcription factor activity, RNA polymerase II-specific
Source: RefSeq, a predicted model, not a curated record